GUUGUAGUGUUUCCAUGACGAUGUGUGGAGCUUUAUGGUGUAGUGGUAUGGGAUAAAGGUAUGCUAGCUUAUAAUUAUGUACAUGUACAAGGUGUUCGUGAUAAGGGUGCGUGUUUUUAUAGACGUUGUGGUAGAUAAAUGUGGGCCAGUGUACACAAGAGAAUCCUCAACUUCAUUCUCCUGCUGGGAGAGCUGAGUGGUGUGAGUGGGUGUGAUGACCGAGUGUCCUCCCUCCUCCCCCUCUGUGCUGAGACACUACGACACAGACACUACCCUCAACACAUCAACCUCCUAGAGACACUGCUCAAACUGAGCAGUGACAAUGCCUGGUGCACUCUCCCCUUGAGUGGACUGUCUCACCUCACUCUGUCAGCUGCUGGGGAGGAUGAUCCUCAGAGGGAGAAUAGAACAACACAAUCUAAUGUUAACAAGGAUUGUCUGAAACCAUACGUGGGAGGACUGAUCACCAAGUUGUGGAUGACCACUACAUUCCUCGUCUUAUCUUCAUCUUGUACUUCACUCAAAGUUACCUUCUCCUCUGGUAUUGAUCCCCUGGAAUGGCUGUAUUUAGGGAGAUUCAUUGUAUCCAUGACAACCCAGCUCACAGUAAAUGUACUCGUGUGGUUCACUGGUCCCCAAAAUGAGGAGGGGAGGAUGUAUGACUCACACUAUCACAAGCCGUGGGAGAAGAGUGAGGUUGCCUGCCCAAGUCGCUGGGUGAGGGAGUGUUUAAGAGCUGCAUCUUCUAUGAACUGAGCAGUGACAAUGCCUGGUGCAGUUUGCUGGAGUGGACUGUCUCACUUCACUCUGUCAGCUGCUGGAGAGAAUGAUCCUCAGAGGGAGAAUAAAACAACAUAAUCCAAUGAAUCUUGACAAGUCUGAAAGAACAGUAUACAAUGUACAAUUAUAUAGCUUGUUGUUUUUCUUACAUUUGAAGCAAUAUAAUUAUGUGUACGUUUACUCUUUGUUCAUCAAUUUAAAUAUGUGAACAGAUGCAGCUAUUGUUUGCAUUGUUCUCAAUUAUACAUAUCCGAUGCUGAAUAUAAACAAUGCCAUUAUUAUUUUAUGAAAGUUGCAAAUAACAA
Halichondria panicea is the source of this 1085-nucleotide messenger RNA. RefSeq lists its product as uncharacterized. The record is from RefSeq and is a predicted model, not a curated record. Bases 139 to 756 code for a protein of 205 amino acids. NCBI's taxonomy places the organism in Eukaryota, Metazoa, Porifera, Demospongiae, Suberitida, Halichondriidae. The transcript has 9 exons.